GUGCAUAUGGCAUCGCGUUGCUCCGCUAUACGUACAGAUUGAUUGCGCUCGGCAUUGACAUACAAAGAGCACAACGAUGAGGUUCCUCGUCGCCGAGCCACGAGAUUACGCCGGCCCUCUCCCAUCUACCCAAGGGAUUUAGACUGCGAGCCGUUGGUUCUGAGGAGAAGGUCACCGGACUGCACCAGAAACCUACAUUGACCCUCUUUAUGCUUUCCACUCUCCUCGCAGGACUGGUCUCGUAAGCUUGUGCUGGCACAUGGGCAGUUCGGAAGCGGGAGAGGAGCAGCCAUGGCGACGCCGACACCACCACAAAUUUCCAGAAGCGGCAGCCCACGACCUCGAGAAAGCGAUUUCAAGCCUCUAGUCUGUGUCGUAGACUUCAACCACCACCGCGGACCCGAAAUCGAGCAUUGGCUGGGUGCAGAAGAUGGCGUCGAUCCCGCAGUCUCGAACGACUGGGGCCUCAUACCGUACAUGGCGUUGCCGGACGGCGCUCACCAGAAUGAGGAGGAGUUCUCGUAUUUCACAUUAGUACACAAGGGGAGCACGACGGCUGAGGGGAAAGAUGUCGAGCCAACAUCUGUCUUCGGGAUAUCGUGCAUGCACCAGAUCGACUCCAGCUCCUUGACAUGGAAAAGUGAGGAAGUUACAAGAAGUGCUGUACAAAAGGCUGUUGUGGUGAUCACAGACCGACCAGAGGGAUUCAGCGCGCUCCGGGAGAAACUGAGUGCUGUGACAAGAGCGUGGUUUGCCCAGAAAGAUUUCAGAGAUCUAGACAUACUCCAGCGCUUUCAGGAGAACCUCACGGAAGAGAUCAACAGGAGCGAGGAUGAGAGAGAUCAAUACUUCGGCUUGAGCUUGCGAGAGCUCCUGCAUACCUUCAAGUGGCAGACCUUGGUCAUGCUGAAGUGCAUGCUGUUGCAGCAGAAGAUCCUAUUCUUCGGCUCCCACUGCGAGCGAGUCUGCCAGGCACAGUUCUCGUUGAUCUCCCUGAUACCGGGUUUAGUUCGCAGCCUACGCGAUUGCGCAGACCCGGCUAUGGAUCGGUAUGCGGAGACAUUGCAGAAAUCGGAUUCUGUCCGUACAAGCAAUCGAGCAUCCCUGCUUGCAUAUAUUGGUUUGCCACUGCAACUGUUCGGCAAAGGGUCUAUGUUUGGUCCAUAUACUCCUCUGCAACAGCUUGACAUGAUCACGGAUGCUAACACGCAGAGCUAUGUGGUGGGCAGCACUAACAGUCUGCUCCUGCAACAGAAAGACAAGUAUUGUGACUUACUGGUCAACUUGGACGAGGAUACGGCACAAGUGCUGAACCCGGCAUUGAAGAAUGCCUUGACAUUGACCACCGCCGAUCGAAGAUGGGUAGACUUCCUCACACAAUCGGUGAACGAAACGUGGGAUGCGUUUGAUCCAUCUCGUCCGACAACGCACGGGUACGCGGGUAGCGAGGAGUUCAUCAGACUGCAAUUUGAAGAAUAUCUGAUUGCUCUGCUGUCGGCGACAAAGUAUCAUCAGUAUAUGGCUACGCACAAAGAUGGCGAUCCGAAACUGCUUCUUGCGGAUGUCGAGGGCGACCCGGCCUCAGAAUUCUCUCUGGCGUUUGUGGAGGCAUGGGAACAAUCAGAAAACUACAAAGUCUGGAACAAAACCGCUGACAGCCAACUCUUCGACAUUGUCGAACCUCGUCAUCCAAUGGCAGGUGGUCUGACAAUAGAGGAUGUACAACGCCGCCUCGCUGUGCAAAUAUCUGAAUUGCACCUCGACGAACGCUUCAGCCAGACAAGAGAAGUGGUUGGCAAACGCUUGGCAGACGGCAGGACGCAUGUAACGAGCGCAUUCAAUCGCGUCUGGGCUGACAUUGAGGCCAUGCGAGAAGCGCAACGAAAACGAACCGAGGAUGCCAGAGCUGCUGCCGCAGCUGCAAAUCCCCAAGAUGGCGACCCAAGCAAAACUGAUCGUCCGGAUGCGCAAAAGGCACAAGCUAGCGUAGCUGCCGCAAGCCAGCGGGCAGGCGCAUAUCUUAGCUCAUGGGGAACGUGGGCAGCCGAGAAGAAGAAGUCAUGGUAUGCGCAACGCAGCACAAGUGGUAAUCAGGAAGCGGCGGCGGCGAACACUGCUGCACCAGCGAAAGAGGCGCCGGCGCCAUCGUCCUAUGCGAUCAGAAACUCGAUGCCCUCCGGAGGCCUUCGUGAAUUGAAGCUCAAUCGCUCAAACACGGGCGACGAAAAGAUCUCAUCUCCUCCGAGGAACCGACCACGAGUAACGACUGUGAGCGAACUGUCUGUUAAUGGUACGGCGAAGGCCGAGAAGCCAGUGUCAUCGGAGUGACCUGUAUAUACAUAGUUUGUCGCUCGUACGAAUUGAGCAGGAUCUCACUAAUGUGCAGUGGGCGGCAUUCUGGAGCGUUUUGGAACAUACAGCAUCAGCACAGCUUGCAACGGAACAAUCGACCACAUUAGUCAAUGCGCACGCGAGCAGGUUGAGUACUAUUGUGCUGGAGAUGUGUUUGUAGCAGAGCCAAAACGCAUAUCCUCGACUCCAUGCUGAUCUGGGGGGUUGCCCCGUGGGCUUGAACUGGUCAUCAAUAUGUUCAUAUUGUUGAUCUACGUGAUCUUCACGGCUCAGAAGGCAUGUCCGAGGUCCUGUGCUGGGAUUUAGAUUGCUUGUGAGUGCAAGGGUGUGCAGUUCACGCCAAGAAGCAUCUUAUGCUGGCCCGACUGGCUUCCGCCUUCACAUCCACUACAUCAACUUCAACAUCUCCCCAUCUCACGGCGGCGAACAUGCCAUCGAUGCAAGACAAGCAAGACUUGUCCCAACUGCAUCAUGAGAGGCGGCGAUGCCAACAGCAAACCUUGCACGCCUUCCGCCAUUCACCCCUGCCGCCACAUGGGUACUUUGUCACAAGCACGUGUCGCGUACUGUGAACGAGAGAAAUGAAGUGAAGCGGGAAGCCUUCCUCGUGACGGCGCAUUUGUGGCGGCACUUUUUGCGCGUUUCGGCGUCUGUUGUAGCACACUCUCCAACACCGACC
Cercospora beticola is the source of this 3031-nucleotide messenger RNA. RefSeq lists its product as uncharacterized. Lineage: Eukaryota; Fungi; Ascomycota; Dothideomycetes; Mycosphaerellales; Mycosphaerellaceae. Gene Ontology annotation, cellular component: cytoplasm. The record is from RefSeq and is a predicted model, not a curated record.